AUGUCUCCCGUGAAAGAUCUGUGUUGCCAGCCCCGCCCAUACUGUCCUGACAUCUGCCCAGAUCCAUGCGCUUAUGUCUGCAACGAGCCUUGUGUCACAUCAUGCGGUGACUCGAAUGCAGUGGUCUUUGCACCCCCGGUUGUCGUGAGAUUCCCCGGACCAAUUCUCGCUACCUGCCCUCAAGACAGCGUUGUGGGAAGCGUCGUACCAAAUUUUCCCUAUAGAUUAGGGGGUGGCUUUGGAGGUGGUCUUGGGGGUGGUUACGGUAGUGGUUACGGUGGUGGUUACAGUAGCGGUUACGGUGGUGGUUACAGUAGUGGUUACGGUGGUGGUUACGGUGGUGGAUUCGGGGCUGGAGGUUUAUUCGGGAGUGGAUCCAGCUGUAGAUUCGGGGGUGGAUAUGGUUAUUGGCCACGAUAUGGUAGGAAAUGCUAUGCUAACCGCUGGGAAUGUUGUCCUCCAUGCUAA
Messenger RNA from Chelonoidis abingdonii (Abingdon island giant tortoise), 468 nucleotides. The record is from RefSeq and is a predicted model, not a curated record. Lineage: Eukaryota; Metazoa; Chordata; Testudines; Testudinidae.